AUGUCGCCGAAAUGUACAAGCAAACAGCGAUGCUCCCACUGUCGUCGCCUUCAUCAUUUGUUGUUACAUUCCGCGAAUUAUCAAGCAUCGGCCGACGACGACAAGUCGGAAUCGAAUAAGACGAGCGUACCAGCGAUCACAAAAACGAAUACAUCUUGCGUUUUCGAGAAAGCUGCCGUCGCGAGCGUUCAAACCGUGAAACCGCCAAGCGUUACGACCCCCACCGUUCUUCUCGCAACCGCGUGGGUCGACGUUCAUACUGCCGAAGGUAGAUGCUUUAAGGUUCGCGCGCUGUUGGAUCAAGGAUCCAAUUUCAGCUUUAUUUCAGAAGCAUUGUGUCAGACCAUACGUGCGAGGCGACAACGAGCCGACCUACAGAUAAAGGGAUUCAGAGAGAAGUUUACCGGUUCUGCGAAAUCACGAGUAUCAUUGCGGCUGACACCCUACGAUAAGUCAGAUCCCGCGUUUCCUUUUACCGCGUACUUAUUUCAGCGGAUUACGUCUUACGCCGCGUCGCGGAUUCAGCCUGUCGAGUCGUGGCCUCAUUUGAAAGACCUUUCUUUAGCCGAUCCGAACCCGUCAAGUAAACAUCAGAUCCACAUGUUGAUUGGCGCGGACAUUUACGGCUCGCUUUUGAUGCGCGAUUUGCGACAGGGCCCGCUCGGCACGCCCACUGCCCAGUUAACCGCGCUCGAAGCUGCCGUUUUGAACUGUGUCCUCGGUCAAGACGUGGACUCUCUUCUCCAGCAAUUCUGGAUUGAUGAAGAGAUCUCGUCGCCUACUCCUCUCACUGACGAGGAGGAGAAUUGCGAACGACAUUUCGUUCGAACUCAUUAUCGUCACUCCGACGGUCGAUACGUGGUUCGACUGCCGUUUAAGUCAACUCCGCCGAUCAAAAUUGAGGAGUCUCUGUUCAUCGCGCGGUCUCUCUACGGUCGUAUGGAGAAUAGAUUGAAGAAUCGUUCAGACCUUGGCUCGCAAUACAACGAGUUUCUUGCGGAGUAUGAGUCACUCGGACAUAUGACCCGCGUCGACGAGUUAGAACAAACGGAACAUUUACCGGUUUAUAUCCCGCAUCAUCCGGUGAUUCGGGAAGCGAGUUAUACUACUAAGUUACGCGUAGUGUUCAACGCAUCGUGUAAAACUCGGAACGGCACGAUGUUGAACGAUCACUUGUUAAUUGGACCUAAGUUACAGCAGGAUCUUCCUGCCGUUUUGUCUCGAUGGCGAAGAUGGAGCCAUGUUUAUACCGCGGACAUAGCAAAAAUGUUCCGUCAAAUUCGCGUGCAUCCCAAAGACAUAGAUUAUCAACGAAUUCUUUGGCGUCCGACGGAUGACGCGACAAUUCAACAUUAUCGACUCCUCACGGUGACAUACGGUCUCGCUCCGGCGCCAUAUCUCGCCAUGUGCGUGCUCAAGCAACUUGCUCUCGACGAGGGCGCUAAUUACCCUGCCGCGGUUCCAAUCUUAAAUGAGUCCAUCUACGUGGAUGACACUUUGUUUGGAGCGAAUGAUAUUCAGACUUUAACAAAUACGCGCGAUCAAGUGAUAAAUCUUAUGAAGAGCGGAAGGUUUCAAUUAAGAAAAUGGGCGUCCAAUACGAUCGAGCUUCUUAAAGAUUUUUCGACAGAUAAAUCCGAAAUCACCGAUCAUCUCAUUCUAAAUGACGAGUCACUCAAAGUACUCGGUCUUUCAUGGAUCCCUGCUGAAGACUCGUUUCGGCUUGUCGUGAAUUCGACCAUCCCAAUCGCUCCUACCAAACGUUCGAUUCUCUUUUUCGUUGCUAAACUCUACGACCCUCUCGGUUGGGCCGCUCCUGUCGUAAUCGUCGCAAAAAUCGUGUUACAGGAGUUGUGGCUAUUACAUUGCGACUGGGAUUCACCUCUCCCCGACGAGGUGAAACAACGAUGGAGUGACUUCGUUUCCGAAUUUAAUAAAUUGAAAGAAAUUCGUAUUCCGCGAUGGACAGGUCAGCACCCCGAUAAUCUCGUGAUCGAGGUACACGGAUUCGCGGACGCGUCAAACCGAGCCUUCGCUGCCGUCGUCUAUCUUCGCGUAUUGCAUUCUUUAACGGAUUAUGAGAUUAUCUUAAUUGCUGCCAAGACAAAGGUCGCUCCCGUUAAGACCGUGAGCAUACCAAGACUUGAAUUAAACGCGAUAGUACUUUUGAAUCGACUUGUGAAGUGGAUCUUAAAUUCACUUAAUUUAAAUGAUGCUCCAAUCUAUUGUUGGACGGACUCCACGAUCGCGCUGGCCUGGCUACGCCAACACCCAUCUAAGUGGACCACGUACGUGGCGAAUAGAGUGGCCGAGGUGCAAAACAAUUUGCCGUCGGCUAGAUGGAAGCACGUGCCGUCGAAGGACAAUCCCGCAGAUUGUGCUUCUCGCGGCCUACUAGCAUCCGAAUUGCUGACUCAUCCACUGUGGUGGACCGGACCCCCCUGGCUAAAGAGGCCUUUAACAUCAUGGCCGGCCCAUGACGUCGCGAUUCCGCUCUUUUCUGAUGCUAUUCAGAAGAUUUCAAGUGAAGUUAAGAAAUCCCCUGUUCUUCAUAUUGAAGGCUCGGAAGAGUGGGAUUUAAUGUAUAAAUUUUCUAGCUGGACUAAGCUAGUCCGUGUGACCGCUUACGUCCACCGCUUUCUCUCUUUGCUCGUUAAAAAAGGGAAAGAUAAAAUUAGCACCGCGUCGUCACUAAGUGUCGACGAGCUCAAUCAAGCUGAGUUGUUUUGGCUUUCUUAUGCUCAAGCUAGAUCAUUCGGUUGUGAAAUCGCAUCCUUGAAGAAGAAUCUAACUGUCACGAGAAAGAGUUCUCUGAGAACUCUGAAUCCAUUUCUCGGGGAGGAUUCUUUACUCCGUCUCGGCGGGCGGUUAAAAAAUGCCGCUCUCACGUUCGAAGAGCAGCACCCCAUUAUCGUACCACAAGGUCAAAUCGCUUCUCUUCUGGUGGCUUAUGCUCAUAGAGCACGUUUCAUGGCGGAGUGCAACUCGUGCUGCGCACCCUCCGUCAGAGAUAUUGGAUACUGUGCAGCCGAAACGCAGUAA
This is a messenger RNA of Nylanderia fulva, 3042 nucleotides long. The record is from RefSeq and is a predicted model, not a curated record. Lineage: Eukaryota; Metazoa; Arthropoda; Insecta; Hymenoptera; Formicidae.